Messenger RNA from Trichechus manatus latirostris (Florida manatee), 2242 nucleotides. It is a transcript of the gene CACTIN, whose product is annotated as cactin, spliceosome C complex subunit. The record is from RefSeq and is a predicted model, not a curated record. Gene Ontology annotation, cellular component: cytoplasm; spliceosomal complex. The coding region runs from base 1 to 2127 and encodes 708 amino acids. Gene Ontology annotation, biological process: negative regulation of innate immune response; mRNA cis splicing, via spliceosome. Gene Ontology annotation, molecular function: protein binding. Lineage: Eukaryota; Metazoa; Chordata; Mammalia; Sirenia; Trichechidae. The transcript is spliced from 9 exons.
AUGGGUCGCGACACAAGAUCGCGUUCGCGGUCCGGGGGUUGCAGGAACCGAAAACAGUGGAGCCGGAGCGAGAGUAGGAGCCGGAGCAGAAGUCGGAGCGGGAGCCAUGGGCGACGAAACCGGCGGCGCCGGGACGACGAGGGGCGGCGCAGGCGGAGGCGGUGGAGCCGGGAGCGCAGGUCAGAUUCUGAGGAAAAACGAGGGCAGCGACGCUGGAGGAAAAGCCGGAGCCCGGCACCACGCUGGCACUCGCGGGACCCGUCUUCUCGGUCUGACUCGGGGGACGAGCAGCAGCGGGGCAGGGGGGCCCAGCGCCGGCGGACACGCUCCUGGUCCCCGGGCUCCUCGACAUCAAGCUCUGCGUCCCCAGACCGCUCCCCGAGCCCCCGGCAGGCGGCGGUGGCCCUGAGCCACCAGCAGAGCCUGCAGGAGCGACUGCGGCUGCGUGAGGAGCGGAAGCAGCAGGAGGAGCUGAUGAAGGCCUUUGAGACGCCCGAGGAGAAGCGGGCCCGGCGGCUGGCCAAGAAGGAGGCCAAGGAGAGGAAGAAGCGGGAGAAGAUGGGCUGGGGCGAGGAGUACAUGGGCUAUACCAACACCGACAACCCGUUCGGUGACAACAAUCUCCUGGGCACCUUCAUCUGGAACAAGGCCUUGGAGAAGAAGGGAAUUGGCCACCUGGAGGAGAAGGAGCUGAAGGAGCGGAACAAGAGGAUUCAGGAGGACAACCGGCUGGAGCUCCAAAAGGUGAAGCAGCUGCGUCUGGAACGGGAGCGGGAGAAGGCCAUGCGGGAGCAAGAACUGGAGAUGCUGCAGCGUGAGAAGGAGGCGGAGCACUUCAAGACGUGGGAGGAGCAGGAGGACAACUUCCACCUGCAGCAGGCCAAGCUGCGUUCUAAGAUCCGAAUCCGGGAUGGGCGAGCCAAGCCUAUCGACUUGCUGGCCAAGUACAUCAGUGCUGAGGACGACGACCUGGCCGUGGAGAUGCAUGAGCCCUACACCUUCCUCAACGGGCUCACCGUGGCCGACAUGGAGGACCUGCUGGAGGACAUCCAGGUGUACAUGGAGCUGGAGCAGGGCAAGAACGUGGACUUCUGGCGGGAUAUGACCAUCAUCACUGAGGAUGAGAUUUCCAAGCUGCGAAAGCUGGAGGCGUCAGGCAAGGGGCCAGGUGAGCGCCGCGAGGGCGUCAACGCCUCGGUCAGCUCGGACGUGCAGUCGGUCUUCAAGGGGAAGACGUACAGCCAGCUGCAGGUCAUCUUCCAGGGCAUCGAGGGCAAGAUCCGCGCUGGCGGCCCCAACCUGGACAUGGGCUACUGGGAGAGCUUGCUGCAGCAGCUCCGCGCACACAUGGCGCGCGCCAGCCUGGAGCCCGAGGAGCCAGCCCCAGCCCCCAGCCCACCUGGCCCCUCAGCAGAAGGCUGCCCCGGGGAGGCGGAGGGCACAGCGCCAGAGGCCGAGGGCGAGGCGGUGCUCAUGGAGGAGGACUUGGUCCAGCAGAGCCUGGACGACUACGACGCGGGGCGCUACAGCCCGCGGCUGCUCACCACCCACGAGCUGCCGCUGGACGCCCACGUGUUGGAGCCCGAUGAGGACCUGCAGCGUCUGCUGCUGUCGCGGCAACAGCUCCAGGUCACAGGUGAUGUCAGCGAGAGCGCCGAGGACAUCUUCUUCCGUCGGGCCAAGGAGGGCAUGGGGCAGGACGAGGCGCGGUUCAGCGUGGAGGUGCCGCUGACGGGCAAGGCCUACCUGUGGGCCGACAAGUACCGGCCGCGCAAGCCGCGCUUCUUCAACCGCGUGCACACGGGCUUCGAGUGGAACAAGUACAACCAGACGCACUACGACUUCGACAACCCGCCGCCCAAGAUCGUGCAGGGCUACAAGUUCAACAUCUUCUACCCCGACCUCAUCGACAAGCGCGCCACGCCCGAGUACUUCCUGGAGGCCUGCGCCGACAACAGGGACUUCGCCACCCUGCGCUUCCACGCGGGGCCGCCCUACGAGGACAUCGCCUUCAAGAUCGUCAGCCGCGAGUGGGAGUACUCUCACCGCCACGGCUUCCGCUGCCAGUUCGCCAACGGCAUCUUCCAGCUCUGGUUCCACUUCAAGCGCUACCGCUACCGGCGGUGACGGCCCCGGGGCCGCCGUCGGGGCCAGGGGCCCGGCUCCGGAGCCCGCCCGGGGCUGCUCUUCCCCUUGCUGGGCCUCGGUCUCCCCUUCUGUGAAAUGAGGUUGUCACCAGGCC